UCUCUACAUCCAGAGAGCAACAGCAGGAAGAUCACAGACCUAAGAGAUCUCACCACUGCCCACAUUGUAAGGAGAGUUUCACAAUUCUAUCGAAGUUAAAAAUACACCUAAAAAUACACACAGGAGAGAAUCUGUAUUCCUGUACUGACUGUGGGAAGAAUUUCACAACAUUAAAGGUUCUGACAGUUCAUCAGAGAGUGCAUGAACGGAUACACACAGGAGAGAAGACUUACUCCUGCCAUAAUUGUGUUAAAUGCUUCACAUCAUCAACUGAGCUAAAAAUUCAUCAGAGAUCACACACAGGAGAGAAGCCUUACUUCUGCUCUGACUGUGGGGCUAGUUUCUCUCGACUGGGCAACUUAAAAACACAUGAACGUAUGCAUACAGGAGUGAAGCCUUACUCCUGCUCUGACUGUGGAAAGAGUUUCUCUCGACUAGGCCACCUAAAAACACAUAAACGUAUACAUACAGGAGAGAAGCCUUACUUCUGCUCUGACUGUUUAAAAUGCUUCACAACAUCAACUGAGCUAAAAGUUCAUCAGAGAAUACACACAGGAGAGAAGCCUUACUCCUGCUCUGAUUGUGUAAAAUGCUUCACAACAUACUCUGGGCUUGAAGGUCAUCGGAGAACACACACAGGAGAGAAGCCUUACACCUGCUCUAAUUGUGUAAAAUGCUUCACAUCAUCAACUAAGCUAAAAAUUCACCAGAGAACACACACAGGAGAGAAGCCUUACUUAUGCUCUGACUGUGGGGCGAGGUUCUCUCGACUGGGCCACCUAAACACACAUGAACGUAUACAUACAAGAGAGAAGCCUUACUCCUGCUCCGACUGUGGAAAGGGUUUCUCUCGACUGGGCAACUUAAAAACACAUGAACGUAUACAUACAGGAGAGAAGCCUUACUCCUGCUCUGACUGUGUUAAAUGCUUCACAACAUCAACUGAGCUAAAAGGUCAUCAGAGAACACACACAGGAGAGAAGCCUUACUCCUGCUCUGAUUGUGUAAAAUGCUUCACAACAUACUCUGGGCUAAUAGGUCAUCAGAGAACACACACAGGAGAGAAGCCUUUCUCCUGCUCUGACUGUGUAUGCAUACGUUCAUGACUGGGAAAAGUUACUCUCGACUGGGCCACUUAAAAACACAUGAACGUAUGCAUAAAGGAGAGAAGCCUUACUACUUAUUUGACUGUGGAAAGAGUUUCUCUCGAAUGGGCCAGUUAAGAUUAAAGUCACUCCAUCACUUAAGUCUCGUAAAAGAAGUGAUAACAGUGAACUGGAUCAAAUGAAGAAAGUGUAGAACACUAUUGUAAUCCUAUUGUUUUUCACUGUGAGAGAACUGUACAGAGGAAAGGGAGCGUUUAUAGAAUGUUAGCUUCUCUUUACUUCACUGAUCAGUGUGCACCUUGUCAGUUUUGGUGUGUUUUGUUAGCUUCUACUGUAAAGAUAUUGAGAUGACCUUGGAUUUGCCCUUAGGGUUGAA
Salvelinus namaycush (lake trout) is the source of this 1482-nucleotide messenger RNA. Its product is annotated as gastrula zinc finger protein XlCGF17.1-like. Gene Ontology annotation, molecular function: RNA polymerase II cis-regulatory region sequence-specific DNA binding; DNA-binding transcription factor activity, RNA polymerase II-specific. Bases 378 to 1106 code for a protein of 242 amino acids. The transcript has a single exon. The record is from RefSeq and is a predicted model, not a curated record. NCBI's taxonomy places the organism in Eukaryota, Metazoa, Chordata, Actinopteri, Salmoniformes, Salmonidae. Gene Ontology annotation, biological process: regulation of DNA-templated transcription.